AUGCUGCCUCCUCCCUCCCUGUGCCUCAAGACUGCCGCUUCUACCUCACCAAAAUAUCUUAGAGAUAUUAACAAAUCAUUUCCGCAGUUUGGUCUCACCGGCUUUGUGAUAGACGACCUGGUUGGGGUUUUGGCGGGAGCAUAUGGCUGGAACAUCACCAGCGUCCCUAUGGACAAAUUGACGAUUUCUUUGAAAGUCUUAUUUUCAUCGCAAUGGUUCUUCUGUCUAGCGGUAGCAGCCUUUCGUCUGGCCAUUCUGUGUCUGUACCUGGAACUAUUCCGGGGCGACUGGUUCCGCCGGUGCACAAUCGCAACAAUAGCGCUGGUUACGCUCUACUGGAUCGCAUCGGUGUUGACUAUCGCUCUCCUCUGCCGGCCUAUAAAUGCCAACUGGGAUAUCACCAUCAGUAGGACAUGCGGAGACAUAACCAAGGUGGAAUUUGCCUCAGGGAGCUUCAAUCUCACGGUCGACCUGUUGAUCGUUUCGUUACCGAUGCCGGUUGUGUGGGGCUUGAACAUGCCCAAGGAGAAGAAAAUUGGUGUCACUACGGCCUUUCUACUGGGUUUGAUAACGGCUGGUGUGAACAUUGAACGGAUCAUCCAAACCAAGACAUGCGACGGGGCCAACAUAACAUAUUGCGCACUGGAUGCGUCGAUACUGUGCAUGGCUGAAAUCACCUGCGGCAUUAUGGUUUCCUGUGCACCGACCUUGGGCCCGCUCUUCUUCCGGUCGCGCGUCCAGAUCGCAAAGCCUCCCGAGGUGGCUCGGCGAGGCCUCCGAACCUUUGGGUCUAUUGGGCGAUCUUUGUCACGUCGGAAGCAGCGUGUUGAUACUGUCGCGCUGCUCGGCUCACUACAUGAUGAGCUCGAACGGGGUGGUGAAGGCAUAGGCCCCCAGCAGAUGGCACAUCUUCCUUCUCCAGGUGUGUUUUACCAGACCAACCCGAGUCAAAUUACAAUGCCAAACAGCUUGUCGGGUGUGCAAAACGUUUCUGCAGAAAUGUUGGUAUAG
This is a messenger RNA of Aspergillus piperis CBS 112811, 1011 nucleotides long. RefSeq lists its product as uncharacterized. The record is from RefSeq and is a predicted model, not a curated record. The transcript is spliced from 3 exons. Lineage: Eukaryota; Fungi; Ascomycota; Eurotiomycetes; Eurotiales; Aspergillaceae. The coding region runs from base 1 to 1011 and encodes 336 amino acids.